AUGCCCAAGGCAGCGCCAAUGCCGGGCAAGGAGCCCCAGUCAUCAACAUCGCUGGGUCGGUUUUCGGUGGGGUCGCGGGAGUGGGCUCCACGACCACCAAUUUGGCCUAGGGCCGGGGCCGUGGCGGAGGCCAGAACCGAGGAGGGCGGGGCGGUAGGUGGGGAGGAGGAAGAGGAAGAGGACGAGGGGCCCUACCACCCCGGCCCGCUGGAACGGCUGGAGGCUGCAUUUGCCCAACAGCAGGAGACCAUUACUCGCCUCCAGCAGGAGAAUGCCGAGCUGUCGCGCCUACGACUCCAAGAGGGGAGCGCAGAGCAGGUCAAUGAGGAGCCGACUACUACUCUCUCUAUCGCAGACGGCCUUGAUGCCGAAUUCGACAUCAACAUGUAUCUCGACUCCGAGGCAGAGGAGAUGACGAAGAGUCCCUCUUAG
Molecule: messenger RNA, 432 nt
Organism: Penicillium hordei
Lineage: Eukaryota; Fungi; Ascomycota; Eurotiomycetes; Eurotiales; Aspergillaceae
Exons: 3
Coding region: 1-432 (143 amino acids)
Source: RefSeq, a predicted model, not a curated record